Molecule: messenger RNA, 1262 nt
Organism: Scleropages formosus (Asian bonytongue)
Lineage: Eukaryota; Metazoa; Chordata; Actinopteri; Osteoglossiformes; Osteoglossidae
Gene: rgs20
Product: regulator of G protein signaling 20
Exons: 6
Coding region: 49-759 (236 amino acids)
Source: RefSeq, a predicted model, not a curated record
ACAAACGGAUGUAACCGAGGCGAAAGAAUUAACUUGCGUCCAGCAUACAUGGUGAAACUCUCAAUGGGCUCGGAGAGGAAGCAGAUGCAGAGGCGGCAGCUGGUGGGUCAGCGGGAGGGAGAGGGCGUCGUACAGCUGCACCCCGGCACCGGGAACCGGGGCUCCAACGCCUGCUGCUUCUGCUGGUGCUGUUGCUGUAGCUGCUCUUGUCUUACCGUUCGGAAUGAAGACAGGGGCAAGAGGACCAAGCCAGAUUCCUGCGACAUCAAGAUAGAGGGAACCGCCAACUGUGAGGAGAGGCCCAAGCCCACUGUGGAAGAGGUCCGCGCCUGGGGGCAGUCCUUCGACAAGCUGAUGCACUGUCCGACAGGGAGGGAGGCCUUCCGUGCCUUCCUGAGGACGGAGUUCAGUGAAGAGAACAUGCUCUUCUGGCUGGCCUGUGAGGACCUCAAGAAGGAGACAAAGAAAAGCGUCAUUGAGGAGAAGGCAAGGGCGAUAUAUGAGGACUACAUCUCCAUCCUAUCGCCCAAAGAGGUGAGUUUGGACUCCCGGGUUCGAGAGGCAAUCAACAGAAGCAUGCUGGAGCCAUCCUCCUGCACAUUCGACGAUGCCCAGCUCCAGAUCUACACCUUAAUGCAGAGAGACUCGUACCCGCGCUUCAUGAACUCAGCAGCCUACACAAAUCUGCUGCGGGACCUGUCGGAGCCAGCCUCAGAAUCGGAAGAGAAUGUUGACGGACAAGACGGAUCAGUCCCGUAAAUUGCAUCUGAGACUUGACGCUUGCCAGCAUCGUGUGUCUGCUCAGCUCAGGAGGACAAGUGUGUCAAAUGGUUGCAGCAGCGAUUAUUUCUCCAGUGUUGCUAGUUUCUUUUAACCCGCAUCAAAGAGAUGCAGCGCACCCCAAAAAAUGAUUUGGCAACUCCAAAGUUUUUUAAAACGUGAGUGAAAUAUAUUAUAGUUUUUUAAGCACCUGACCUCAUUGCAAUACAAGACCAAGAACUGUUUUCCCAAAACGUAAGAGCACUUUUUCCAUCCGUGUACCGUAUUGAUAAGUCACCAUUUGAAUAUAGAUUAAUUUCAUAUUUAUCUUCUAUACUUGCGCUACACUUAAAUAAAGCAAACUUGGCAACAGGUAGUGUAAGGAUAACGGCACUGCUUUUUAACCAGAAGGUUGCCAGUUCAAAUCAGAGGACCAUCCCUUGAACCGUUGAGCGAGGUACUUACUGUACCUGAAUUGUCCCAGUAAAAAUACCCUGCUAUUU